AUGAGGGAGACCUGUGAGGCUGCUUCUCAAGUCAAUUGGUUUCCUUUUUUAAAUAUUACGGUGCAGACGUUUGGGUUGCCAUAUACACAAUCCUCGCAAAAUUGUACUCCAAUUCGUUCCUUUCAGCGUAUGAUUUUUACAGUGCUCCCUUGA
Molecule: messenger RNA, 153 nt
Organism: Laccaria bicolor S238N-H82
Lineage: Eukaryota; Fungi; Basidiomycota; Agaricomycetes; Agaricales; Hydnangiaceae
Exons: 2
Coding region: 1-153 (50 amino acids)
Source: RefSeq, a predicted model, not a curated record